Molecule: messenger RNA, 1641 nt
Organism: Anopheles funestus (African malaria mosquito)
Lineage: Eukaryota; Metazoa; Arthropoda; Insecta; Diptera; Culicidae
Gene: eIF3m
Product: eukaryotic translation initiation factor 3 subunit M
Exons: 4
Coding region: 103-1260 (385 amino acids)
Biological process (GO): cytoplasmic translational initiation
Cellular component (GO): eukaryotic translation initiation factor 3 complex; cytoplasm
Molecular function (GO): translation initiation factor activity
Source: RefSeq, a predicted model, not a curated record
AUACCAAAGCAAUCCAAAGAAAAGGGACAAGAAGAAAGCAAAUCUUUGCGACGUGUUGUUCGUUUGCAGUGCGUGAGUUUAUCUUAAAAAAUCGACUGCACAAUGCAAGGACCCGCUGUUUUUAUCGAUGCUGAUUUCGACGAUCAGGCGCAGGAGCUGCGACAGUUUUUGAAGCAGCUGGGUGCCGAAAUUAGUGAAGAAAAGUCCACCAAGGGUAUCGAGGAUGAUCUGCACAAGAUUAUCGGUGUGUGCGAUGUUUGCUUGAAGGAUAGCACACACUCGCCGGAAGAAAUCGAUGCCGUGCUGAACAGUAUCGUUUCCAUCAUCGUGUCCAUUCCGUUGGAGCGAGGCGAAAACCUGAUUCUGUCGUUCUGCGACAAGAUGACGAAAGCGAAGGAACCCAGCCUUGCUCGGGUCUGCCUGCAGUCCUUGUGGCGGUUGUUCAGCAACCUAGAGGUGACUUCUCCCCUCCGGUACCAUGUCUACUAUCAUCUGGUUCAGGUCGCAAAGCAGGUGAACCAAGUGAAGGAAGUAUUCACUGGAGUGGAUCAGCUGAAGGCUCAAUUCGCUCAGUGUCCACCAUCAAAUGAGCAAAUGCAAAAGCUGUACCGUUUGCUGCACGAUGUGUUGAAGGAUACGAACAGCGAACUGGCAUCGAAAGUAAUGAUCGAGCUGCUUGGAACGUACACUGUCGAGAAUGCAUCGUACGCUCGCGAGGAUGCAAUGAAGUGCAUCGUAACGGCGCUGGCCGAUCCCAACACCUUCCUACUCGACCCGCUACUCUCUCUGAAGCCGGUUCGGUUUCUGGAGGGAGAGCUCAUCCAUGAUCUGCUCUCGGUGUUUGUUUCAGAAAAGUUGCCAAGCUACUUGAAGUUUUACAAGGACCACAAGGAGUUUGUGAAUUCGCAAGGUCUGAAUCAUGAACAGAACAUCAAGAAAAUGCGCUUGCUGUCAUUCAUGCAACUGGCCGAGCGCAAUUCCGAAAUGUCCUUCCAACAGUUGCAGGACGAGCUGCAGAUUAAGGAGGAGGAAGUGGAACCGUUCAUUAUCGAAGUCCUGAAGACGAAGCUUGUCCGUGCGCGGAUGGAUCAGCGGGCCCGCAAGGUUCACAUUUCCAGCACAAUGCACCGAACGUUCGGACGUCCCCAGUGGCAACAGCUGCACGAUCUGUUGCUUUCGUGGAAAACUAAUCUUACACUCGUACAGGAAAACAUCAAUUCGGUAGCUGCCGCCCAGGUGCAACUGUCCCAGCGUCAGUGAUUGUGUACGCGUGUGUCCCGUAAAGCGAUUAAACCAGUUGCGCGAUAUAACGUGUUUGUGUGUGGAUUCAGCUAGACCAUAAACUCAGUAGAGACAUAAAUUCCGAAUCGUAUUAAGAAAGCAUAAGGUGUAACGUGUGUGGGUGGAGAAGGAUCAUAACAAUUACGAGCAGACGUCGCGUGUGAAACUAUCAGCGGAAAAUACCAGUUAGAAGAUUAUCAUAUCUUCUAACCAGGACCCUGAGGGAAGUGAUCAACGCUCAUCAUCGUUUUCGUUCAUACAGUUCGUACUUCCAUCAUAGCAAAAGAGAGUUUGUCGUUUGGCGUCGCCGAACAACAACCGCCGAUUAAAUAAACUCUUGUACAAUAUGAACGAGAAUAA